Messenger RNA from Arachis duranensis, 2219 nucleotides. RefSeq lists its product as uncharacterized. The transcript is spliced from 2 exons. NCBI's taxonomy places the organism in Eukaryota, Viridiplantae, Streptophyta, Magnoliopsida, Fabales, Fabaceae. The record is from RefSeq and is a predicted model, not a curated record. Gene Ontology annotation, molecular function: protein binding. Bases 202 to 1707 code for a protein of 501 amino acids.
UCUUACAAACAAUAAAACGGAUCUAUCUCCUUAGAGUAAUAUUAAAACUCAAAAGAGGAAGCGAGUUCAGACAAGCGUUUCAUCAUCAUAACGAUAAUUCAACAAACAACCGCAACCUGCUCUAUCUUGAAAUCAAAAACAACAAAAAGAAGGGUUUCCUUCUCUCACUCAAUCAUCAGAUCAGAUCCCAACAACGUAGAUAUGAAUUCCAACCAAAACAAAUCAUCCCCUCUUUCACUCAACAACUACAAUUUCGAUUUCGAUCUCGGCAUCGGAUCCAAUCGCCCCAAAUCCCUCAACGACCAGAAAGCCCCCAAUUCCUCCGCCCCUUCUUACUCCUCCUAUUCUUAUUCCUCCACCGCCACUUCCUCUUCCCAACCGAGGCCCUCCUGGCAACCCAACAAGCCCUCAUGGUCCCACAAGCCCGUCUCCGCUCCUGCCACUCAGACUGGGUUGCCCGGUGGUCCCCCUUCCAUGGUCGGUGACAUCUUCGGCAAGUCAUGGGGUUCCACCCAACCUUCCGCUUCUGCCUCCGCCUCCGCCUCCACCGUCGGCAUCGCUAACAAAAACCCUAACCUUUUCGGAGACCUGGUCACCUCUGCGCUUGGCCAAGGUCCCAGGAGCUCUUCCAAUGUUCCUCUAAAAAACGCAACCCCUGCUUCCAAGCCUUCAGCUCCCGCCACUUCCACCUUUUCCAUGGGAAAAAUGGAAGAUUCUUUGCCCAAAACUGCUAACACCGCACAGAGUAGUACAAAUUGGGGAUCUUCUGCCAAUUUAGGGGGUUCUAGUACCGGGUAUGGUGGUACCAGUAUGAAUUCCAACAGAAGCCCGAAUCUUGGGGGUCCUUCAUUAAGCACUAUGGGUGUUGGUGGUUCAGCUGGUAGUGGAUUCAGUUCCAGUAACAAUGAUCCGUUUAGUUCUCUGUCUGGUAUUGGAUCAAAGCAAUCUGGUGCUGCUAGUCUUAAUUCAGCUGCUAAAUCCCAAAAGAAUGAUUUGGGGGAUGAUGGUUUUGGAGAUUUUCAGAAUGCUUACAAGCCAACCUCUGCAGCUUCUGUUAAUGUUGGAAUUGACAUUGAUUUUGGUGGAUCUGCCACCUUGAAUCAGACCCCAGUCCAGGGAUCUGCUGCUGGUGCUGAUCCAAUGGACAUGUUUUUCUCAUCUUCCUCAGCAUCUGCCGGAGGCACUGCUGCGGCUACGUCUCAAGGAUUUGGAGGACAGGCAUCUGCAGAAGUGGAAGAUUGGGGUCUGGAUUCUGAGUUUGGUGGAGGAGGGCAUGAUGUGGGUGGCACAACCACUGAGCUUGAAGGGCUUCCCCCACCUCCUGCCGGGGUGUCUGGUGCCGCUGCCAAAAACAAGGGGAUGGACAAUUACAAGCAGGGCCAGUUUGCUGAUGCUAUUAAGUGGCUUUCCUGGGCCGUCAUCCUUCUGGAGAAAGCCGGGGAUAACGCAGGCUCUGUGGAGGUUUUGUCAUGCAGGGCUUCCUGUUACAAAGAAGUUGGGGAGUAUAAGAAGGCAGUGGCAGAUUGUACAAAGGUUCUAGAAAAUGAUGAGAAAAAUGUGUCCGUCCUUGUACAGCGUGCUCUCUUGUAUGAGAGUAUGGAGAAGUACAGACUUGGUGCUGAAGACCUGAGGACAGUGCUAAAGAUUGAUCCUGGGAACAGAGUUGCCAGAAGUACCGUUCACCGAUUGGCUAAGAUGGCCGAUUAGUGAUGAUUUUUUCUCCUUUCAUCCAAUUUUUACAAUAUAUAGGUCUAUCUAUACCUACACCUUUACCCCCGGUAGCCAUGAUUGUCAGGGGGUUCAUAGGUAUGAACUGCUUUUUUGAUUUCUGGUUAGCCUUCAUAUGCAUUUCUCUGUGUCCUUUAUUUCAUUCUGGCCAUCUCACGAGAUUAAUUUUCUCGUUUUCUUCAGAGACAUAAACAGCUAAACGUAAUGUGAGUUUCCAUAUUCUUUUCCUAUUUAUGUUGUCCCAAGUGUUUAGAUUGUUUGCAUGUUAUGAAAGUGUUUAUUGGUUGCACUUUCGUUAUUGAGUACCCUUGACGAAUUCUUUUGGAUAUAAAGAAUCAACCUUACGCCAUGCUCCCUCAUCUCUUGAAGUCAUCUAUGGACAUGAGAUUUGUUCUGGGUUGUUAUAAUAUAUGUAAAGGAUUUUUUGGGUCUAGAAGUUCAUGAGAAUUUUAUAUAGACUUCGUUAUUGUUCUGCUGCAUUCUUUUUUUUC